AUGGUUCUCUUCAACUCCUUUGAAGUAGAAAAAUGGAUGGAUACGUAUGAGUACACCCCAGACGUUUUGAACGUCGCCGAAACGUGCUGCUCUUCCAUUUCGAUGGACGAGCUCUCAAGUUUCUCCGACGGCAACCCCGUCACCGCACUCAUGCCGACAUCUCGCAGACUUACUUAUGGCUCUAUUCGGGGAUCUUCAGCAUUGCGGCACAGUGUCGCCAAUCUUUGUAGCGACGCUAGCCGACAUUCCUUGACGGAGGACAACGUUAUAAUCACACAGGGUGCCAUAGGUGCCAACUUCCUUGUGCUGUAUAGCCUGAUUGGGCCCGGGGAUCAUGUCAUCUGCGUCUACCCAACAUAUCAGCAGUUGUAUUCUGUCCCAGUUAGCCUCGGAGCUGAUGUAUCCUUGUGGACUUUACGGUCAGAGACUGGCUAUAUUCCUAGUGUUAAUGAACUGAGUGGUCUCAUUCGCGACAGUACCAAGAUGAUCAUUAUCAACAAUCCAAAUAACCCCACUGGUGCCGUCAUUCCGACUGGAAUACUAGAAAAGAUUGCCGCCUUGGCCAAAGAGAGGGGCAUUAUUCUCCUGUCAGACGAGGUAUAUCGUCCUCUGUUUCACAAUGGAUACAACCAUCCUAAUUCGCCGCCUCCGGCCACCGCCUUGGAUUAUGAGAAGAUCAUUGUUACCGGGUCCAUGUCGAAAGCAUUUGCGUUAGCGGGAAUCAGGAUAGGUUGGAUCGCUUCGAGGGACCGGGCCAUUUUGGAGAGGCUGGCUGCUGCUCGGGACUACACAACCAUCAGCGUGUCUCAACUAGACGAUUACGUCGCUGGUUAUGCAUUAUCAUCGGGGGUCAUUGAUCGAUUAUUGAGACGCAAUGUUGCCUUAGCGGCGACAAAUUUAUCCCUGUUGAAAGAGUUUGUUGACGCUCAUAAUGAUAUUUGUCAUUGGGUACAGCCCUCUGCAGGUACCACAGCGUUCAUUCAAUUUUGUGUCAGCGGCCGGCCGGUGGAUGAUGUUUCAUUUUGCAAGGACCUCCUCGAGAAGACGCAAAUUCUAUUUUGCCCAGGCUCGCUCUGCUUUGGUGGUGGCAGAGACUUCCUUGGCUUUGUACGAGUAGGCUAUGUGUGCGAGACCACAGUGCUACAGAAAGCUUUGACGAAGCUGGAUAACAAGAAAGGUAUACUUUCCAUACCGAGGCCUUCUGCUCCCGGUCAUCUCGUAACUUCAGGUAGUAGUGAAAACACUAUUGUGGAGUAUGCUCCGUAUGUUCUCGAAAUUGCAACUGGCCCCUUCUGCAUGGAUCAGCUUGUUGCAAUCAACUACUAA
This is a messenger RNA of Metarhizium album ARSEF 1941, 1326 nucleotides long. RefSeq names its product Pyridoxal phosphate-dependent transferase, major domain protein. Gene Ontology annotation, biological process: biosynthetic process. Gene Ontology annotation, molecular function: catalytic activity; pyridoxal phosphate binding. Lineage: Eukaryota; Fungi; Ascomycota; Sordariomycetes; Hypocreales; Clavicipitaceae. The record is from RefSeq and is a predicted model, not a curated record. The transcript has 3 exons. Bases 1 to 1326 code for a protein of 441 amino acids.